This is a messenger RNA of Cladocopium goreaui, 1168 nucleotides long. The record is from the annotation of a GenBank genome assembly. Lineage: Eukaryota; Dinophyceae; Suessiales; Symbiodiniaceae.
GCACCGUUCGGACCGUUUUCCAGCAAUUUUAGCUCCGGCUUGUGAUGCUCAUGGCUGAGGGCAUUGUGGAUACUCAGGCUUUCGUGGAGGCGCUGAUGACUAUGCCUCGAGAGCAAGCUGUGGCGGUGUUGGGGGAACUCCUCCGAAAUCGUCCGACCUUGGCACCGUCAAUCGUUGGCUUCGCAUGUCCUGAUUUAACCUAUGCGCCAGCACGAGGGAUGACAGAGAAGCGAGCCAUGGGUACACUGAAGUCGUUUUCCGCCAAGACGGGCUUCGGUUUUAUCGCUUGCCCAGAGCUUCACGAGGUCUUUGGGGCAGAUGUCUUUGUGCACAUCAAGCAGAUGGGACCCUUUGCUUCUGUCUUGACACCAGGGACAGCCGUCACGUUCGCAGUGGUUAUCGGCAAGGAGAACAAGCCGCAAGCGUACGAUGUUCAGCCUAUGGACGGAGUCUUGGCAGAGAGCAUUAUCCAAAGUGUCGGCGAGACCAUGCAGGACAUGUCGAUGGGCCCAAUGGCCCCGAUGGCCCCCAUGGCCCCGAUGGGCCCCAUGGCCCCGAUGGGCCCCAUGGCAUUUGCCGCACCUGGCCUGGCCGCGGGACCUUUCGUGCCUCCCUAUGGGGACUUCCAAGGUGUACCUCCUGGCGGUAUUCCACAACCGGGCCCCCCGAGUGGCACGGGUGGUGCCAAGCGAAAGUGGGACGAUCCUUCAGCUGAGCUGGGACGCUAUCGCGGAGUGGUGAAGAGCUUCAACGGCACCAAGGGCUUUGGCUUCAUCAUCUGUGAGGAGCUUCAGCAGCAGGGCUUUCCGCAGGACGUCUUCUUGGGCCAAGCGCAGGCGCCACCCACGUGUCAGGCUGGCGCCAAUGUGAACUUCACGGCCUUUCUCAACGAGAGGAGCCAACCUCAAGCCAAGAAUGUGGAGAUCAUCUGAGUGGGGGAGCUCUUGCUGAUCCAAAUUUCAAGACGACUGAUCGUGUGGAGACAUGAGGUGUCCCCAAAACGGAACCAAAAUAGUCUGAACAAGGGAGUCAUUGAUCCCUGCAUUCAUCGAAUUUCCUUAUUCCAUUUCUUUGCUGGCAAUCUUGUCUGGACUGACUGGAGCCAAGACGGCUUCAUCAAUGAAUCGACACGUGCUGAUUCCAAGUUUGGGUAGAUUUGUUGACGUCC